CACAGUUUUGAGAGCUGUUCUUUGAGGCACUUCCUCAAAGCUCUAUAUUAUUGUACCUUGAAACUUUAUUAUACUCGAUUUUAUUCGUGAUAGCCAGUGCUCUAAAUUCUAUGGAUUUCUACAGAUAAAAGCUACGUAUCUCAUUUUACUGGGUUCACCUUCCCAAGAUUUGCUACCAACUUGACUGUUACUUUUGUGAUCUCUUAAGCUAUAUUGUAGUGACAAUAGUUACCAGUUUUUAAAUCCAGAGGUCUGAUGUAAAAAAGAAGGGAUUGUUGAUACUUCUGGGAAACAGUCUAUAUGAUUAGGCAAAAUGCUGUGAGAGUGUCUUCUGUGAAUAUUUUCAUUUCAGAUUAGAGCUUCAGUUUUAUGUCAGAUUCUUUGAGAUUUGUCUUAAUAGCUAUUUAAAUUUGCAAAACCAUAGAAUGGAUUACAUUGUAACAUAAUGCAGGAAGAAUAGCUGCCUAAAUUUCCAAAUAAUUGGUCAAAUUCUUCCAAGCUCUGAAAAGUAAGUGUUAUGUACUUCUGUUUAGUGCAACUAAUAACCCAAAACCUAAUGAUUAAAUUAAAGGAACCUGAUGAUUAAGUAGGAAGAAAAUCCUUUUAACAAGGGCAGAACGCGUGGGAAGAGCUUAAUCUUGAAGAUUGCUGAUUAAACACCAUAGAAGCACAAGAAGAAAAACACCCACAACAAACCCAGCCCACUGUAAAUGUAACUGUUUCUUGAGACCAUCCCUUCAUUUAAUGGCUAUGUGACCGAACCUCUUCAGUGCUUGCAUUGAUGCACUUUUCUAUGUUUAUUUCAUAAUCUGAAAGAAGAAUAGUAUUUGGAAUAAUGGCAACAGGAGACCUAAAUGGAAGUUUAAGAAAAAUAGAACAAGGACUUCGCUUGUUAAAUUAUCCACGAGAUGUGGAUUAUACAGUGUUAGUGAAGGGUGAUCCAGCUGCAUUUUUGCCUAUCAUCAGCUAUUGUUUUACAUCUUUUUCAACUUGCAUAGCAGAGCUUUUGGUAAAGUGUGAUGUGGAACUGACAGCCAAGAGCGACUUGCGUUUUAUCGAAGCUGUUUAUAAGUUUCUUCGAGAUCAAUUUCAGUAUAAACCAAUUUUAACAAAAGAGCAGUUUCUUCAAGUUGGCUUUGCGGAAAGAAAAAUGCAGAUUGUUUGUGAUGUUAUCAACUGUGUGGUGAAGAAACAUAAGGAGCUGAGUAACUCUAGUAAGGUUAAAUCCCAAACGAGAAAAAAAAUCAGACCUCCUAAAUCUGAAGUAUGGUCAAAUUGUGGUAAAGGUCUUGCUGAUCCGAGUCGCAGUGCUCUGAAUUCCAAGCAGCAUGCUCAAAAGAAGCCUCUAGUUGAACGACACUCAGGAAAUGAAGUUAGUGGUGAUCUUUGUCCGCUACCCCUUCCAGCACAGGGAGGGACAGAGGAAGAAUUGUGUCCAGAUUAUGAUAUUGUGGAAGUUAAAUGUGAACAAGUCAUAGAAGAAAAUUCACAAAUUGAGUUUUUAAAGAGUCAGCUUGCAGAUUUCCAGGAAAAGCUUCAUAAGCUAGAUUGGAUGGAAGAUAAGCUACAAGUUUUAGAAGAGAAACUACAAGGAAAAGUGAUCAUAGAUGAGAAGGACUGGAAUAACUUACUGAAUCGUGUUUUGCUUCUUGAAACAGAACUGUUGUUACAGUCCAGAAAGAGAGACUUUCUUAAAGACUUCGGCAAUAUAAAUGAAAAAAGAACUUCUAGUAGCAUUCCAGUUUCCCUUGAUACAGAGAGGAACGAGGAGAUGCCAGGGAGUCAUCUUCAGUCGUCUGGAUGCAGUUCACUGUUAUCCACAGACCAAUCUCCCAAAGACAUGGCCAUUAAUUCUCAUGAUCUGACAGACAUUUCAAAGGAGACAAUAAGACAAAGAAUGGAAAAGAUAAGUAAAAUAAUUGAAGAAACCUUCAAAUUGUUCAAAACACCAAGCCCACCUCUGGGAAUACCUGCAAGCACAGCUCUUCAGACCUGGUCUCUGCAGACUUACGGAUACCAGAAAUAAUCUGUAUGUUUGUACAGCGUUAAAUUUUUAAUAUAUCGAAUUUGUAAUGAUCACCAGUGCUUUUAUUGCUUUGAAUAAAUAUUUUACUCAUGCAUCUGUGUAUUGAUUUCCCUCCCCACGACCACAAUUUUUGGUUUUAAAGACUGUUCAAAUAGCUUCUUCCCCCUCCUUGCACUUUUGUAAAUUGAAAUCAUUACAGCAGUGUAUUCUUGUGUUGACAUUUGUUAGCAGUGUGCUAAGUAAUAUGUUUUUUAAAGUGUGGGCUUGAGGACUGUGGUUUACAUCCUGUUGGAAACAUUCCAGCUGGAACUUGCAUAUUACACCCAGGAGGCAUUCUUGCAUACCAUCUUACCAUCUGUACUGUUGAAUAAGUCUUAAUAAAAAACUUACAUACACAGUUUCAAA
Camarhynchus parvulus is the source of this 2431-nucleotide messenger RNA. RefSeq names its product centrosomal protein 44 (gene CEP44). The transcript is spliced from 11 exons. Bases 836 to 2026 code for a protein of 396 amino acids. Gene Ontology annotation, cellular component: spindle pole; centrosome. Lineage: Eukaryota; Metazoa; Chordata; Aves; Passeriformes; Thraupidae. The record is from RefSeq and is a predicted model, not a curated record.